Messenger RNA from Drosophila hydei, 1541 nucleotides. RefSeq lists its product as uncharacterized. NCBI's taxonomy places the organism in Eukaryota, Metazoa, Arthropoda, Insecta, Diptera, Drosophilidae. Gene Ontology annotation, biological process: apoptotic DNA fragmentation. Gene Ontology annotation, cellular component: mitochondrial inner membrane; nucleus. Gene Ontology annotation, molecular function: RNA endonuclease activity; single-stranded DNA endonuclease activity; metal ion binding. The transcript is spliced from 2 exons. The record is from RefSeq and is a predicted model, not a curated record. The coding region runs from base 24 to 1310 and encodes 428 amino acids.
CCAAUAAUUUGCUUAUACGCAAAAUGAAGUUCGCUAGUUUGUUAUUGCUGUUCGUUGCUCAGGCGGCCUGGGCUCGUGUGCCCUACCAGCCUCUGCCCGACGUUGAGGUGCCGCCAGUCCUUGAGGAUGAGAUCUAUGAGCGUGCCAUCUAUGUGGAUCCCCUUCCCGAAACCCGUGCUGCCGGCUGCAGUGUGACCAUUCGCGGUGGCAUGCCGAAGCCGGAGCCCGUUUGCUUGGAAACCAAUUCGGAGAAUCUGUAUCCGUUCAACAGUUUGGGCGUUAUGGAGGUGGACAGUGGCAAGACCCUGCAACUUUGGUGCCCCAGCGGCUUUACCACGCACUCGGAAAGUCUCUUGACUGCCACCUGCGUGAGCGGCACCACCUUCAAGGUGGAUGGCAGGGAUUACAAUUUCAAGGAUCUGGCCUGCAAGUCCUGGCCUGGCUUCAAGGCCAUCAAGACCGGCGGCACAUGCAACGGCGGCAUCGUCAUUCGAGUGGGCUUUGAGAUUACUUCUUCGCGUUUUGCCGAGCAAAUGCAAAUUUGCUUCAAUGAGCAGGAGGAGGUGACCCGCUACACGCGCCAUCAGCUGUUCCCGGGCAGCAACUACUACGAGACAGGCGUGGAUCGCAUUACCUUCCAAACGGCUGGCUACUUCAACGGCAAGAAUGUGGACAAGCUCUACACGCAGGCCGUACAGCUGGAGACAAUCAACAAGGAUUUGGGCGGCGAUGCGGAUAAAUAUUUCGACAUGAGCACGAACGUUUUUCUGGCCCGCGGCCACCUUGGCGCCAAAGCCGACUUUGACUAUGCACCUGAGCAGCGCGCCACCUUCCUGUUCAUCAACGCCGCGCCCCAAUGGCAGACCUUCAAUGCCGGCAACUGGGCACGUGUCGAGGAUGGUCUCCGCGCCUGGGUCUCCAAGAACAAAAUGAAUGUCAACUGCUAUACGGGUGUCUAUGGCGUGACUACGCUGCCCAACAAACAGGGCGUGGAGACUCCACUCUACUUGGCUCGCGAUGCCAACAACAAUGGCCUCAUACCCGUGCCCAAGCUCUAUUUCCGUGUGGUCAUCGAGCCCUCAACACAUCGCGGCAUCGUCUUUGUGGGCGUCAACAAUCCGCAUCUGUCUGAGGAGCAGAUCAAGAAGGACUAUGUGAUUUGCAACGAUGUCAGCGAUCGCGUCACCUACAUCAACUGGAAGAAGACCGACAUCAAGGCCGGCUGGUCUUAUGCCUGCGAAGUUGCUGACUUCCUCAAGACGGUCAAGCAUCUGCCCGCCCUAACUGCCAGUAAUGGUCUGCUUGUCUAAGUCUGAGAUGAACCAAUAAAGCAAGUUGUUUAAUCGAAUAUUUGAAGACGUAGGAAAAUGCUAUUUUAAACAGGGGAUAAACCUUGACUGUGGGUGGCUGACGUAGAACAUUGAUUGGAGAUAAAGUUGAGCAAGUGCAAAUAGUGAAAGAUUCAGGAAGAGAUCGAGGCGCUGCUUAGACUUUGAAGACUAUAAGCAUGCAGUUCCAUACUCCUUAUUGGUUAAGAAUAU